Molecule: messenger RNA, 3909 nt
Organism: Poeciliopsis prolifica (blackstripe livebearer)
Lineage: Eukaryota; Metazoa; Chordata; Actinopteri; Cyprinodontiformes; Poeciliidae
Gene: znf598
Product: zinc finger protein 598
Exons: 12
Coding region: 138-2909 (923 amino acids)
Biological process (GO): rescue of stalled cytosolic ribosome; protein ubiquitination
Molecular function (GO): ribosome binding; ubiquitin protein ligase activity
Source: RefSeq, a predicted model, not a curated record
AGAUCUGUGGCCCUCCGACCGUUACGUGACGCUAUAACCGGCGGUACUUCACACUUUCGUCGUUACGUAAGCACUUCACUGUCGAGACGCUCCCAAGCAGUUCUAGGCUUUAGCUCCUUUUUUCCCCCCCCGUCAACAUGAACUCAACCGCCGUAAAAGAGUCUGAGAAGACAUGCGUCCUGUGCUGCCAGGACAUCGACAUCUUCGCUUUGGGUAAAUGCGAUCACCCGGUGUGCUACCGCUGUUCCACCAAGAUGAGGGUACUCUGCGACCAGAAGUACUGCGCCGUUUGCCGCGAGGAGCUUGACAAGGUGGUGUUUGUUAAAAAGCUGAAGACCUUUCAGUCUCUGCCUUAUCAGCAGUUUCCCUUUGAGAAGAGAUACGACAUAUAUUUUGUAGACGAAAUGACCCACUCUCAGUACAGGCGUCUGUUGCUGUCGGAGUGCGUCCGAUGUCCAGAACCUAAAGUUUUCUCCAGAUUUGAGGAGCUGGAGCAGCACAUGAGGAAGCAGCAUGAGCUUUUCUGUUGCAAGCUCUGCUCAAAACAUCUCAAGAUCUUCUCUUAUGAGCGGAAGUGGUAUAACCGUAAGGAACUGGCGCGGCACAGAGCGCACGGCGAUCCAGACGACACGAGUCACAGAGGACACCCGCUCUGCAAGUUCUGCGACGAGCGUUACCUCGACAAUGAUGAGCUGCUCAAGCACCUGCGCAGGGACCACUACUUCUGCCAUUUCUGCGACGCGGACGGCUCACAGGAAUACUACAGUGAUUACCGGUAUCUAAGCGAGCACUUCAGAGAGAGCCACUAUCUGUGCGAGGAAGGGCGCUGCGCCACGGAGCAGUUCACGCACGCGUUCCGCUCCGAGAUCGACUACAAGGCCCACAAGGCUGCGGCGCACAGCAAGAACCGAGCAGAGGCCCGGCAGAACCGCCACAUCGACCUGCAGUUCAACUAUGCUCCGAGGCAGCAGAGGAGGAACGACGGCAUGGUUGGAGGCGAGGACUAUGAGGAAACGCGGCAUAAUCGAGGAGGUCGGGGAAGACUGCAGAUGGGCCAGAAGAGCUGGAGGUACUCCCGGGAAAGAGAAGAAGAGGACAGGCAGGUCGAAGCAGCUUUAAGAGCGUCGAUGGCGAUGCAGAGGCAGACGGAGCGGACCGCCAUGCUAAGGCAAACAGAGCGACCGGUGACACAAAGGCAAACAGAUCGACCCGCGAUGCAAGAGAGGAUCACUUCAAAACACAUUAGAGACGAGAGACUAGAGCCUGACGAGCCCAGACACCUGACUGGACCGAUCAAACUGAGCAACAAGCCUCCAGUAAAAACAAUGAAGAGCUCUAAUCCAGGAGAUGAAGACGACUUCCCCGCCGUAGCGCCGAUCGCGAAGCCGGGUCCGGCAGCAGCUUCUGCCGCGGCACUGAAGGAAGAGGAGUUCCCGAGUCUUUCCAGCGCUGCGGUUUCCUCCCCGAUGACCCCUGCAUAUUCCGGACAGCCGAAAAAGAAUUCCUCCUUCCAAGAGGAGGACUUCCCCGCUCUGGUGCCCAAAGUUCGGCUUCCCAAACCCGCAGCGAGCGCCAACUCGGCGUGGUCCAACAGCACUCCUGUGGCCAAACCGAACGCUCAACUUCCUCCUUCCUCCAGAGCUCCGCCUCCUCUCUCAGCCGCUCCCUCAGGGCCACAGCUCCUCUCUUCUUCAAACUCGUCAUCCUCCCGCAAGAAGAAGAAAGUCGGGGAAAAAGAAAAGGCGACGCCUCCCUGUCUGUCUGACGACGACGACGACAGCGGAGGAAUGACGCAGCAGGAGUUCCGCUCGGUGCCCACCAUGCUGGAUAUCUCCUCCCUCCUCACCGUCAAAGGAGCCAACACCAAGCCCUCCGCCACCCCAUCCUCUGCAAAUCCGCCCCCCAACACAGACCCGCCCUCCUCCAAAGCCGGCAAGAAGAAAAAGCAGAAAAACUCGGCCGCCUCCUCCGCGUCGGCGCCCGCCGUUUCGGGCGCGACGGCACCGAUGAACGUGAUCUCAGUGGAAACGGCUGCGCAGAAGGAAAACGUCCCAGAGAAAACCUGGAGCAAAUCGCUGUCCGGCGCCGUCACAGCAACCAGCGUGUCGGCCAGCGGUCCCACUGACACGACAUCGGCCGUUUGCAGAGAAUCUUCGAGGGCAAUGCCGACGCCUGUUGUUGUUCCGACGCCGGAGCCAGAGGAGGAAUUCCCCGCUCUCAUGACCAAGAAACCUCCUCCAGGGUUCAAGACCUCCUUCCCGGUGAAAACCGCAGCGCCAAGCCCAGCCCCUGCGAUGCCCCCGCCUCCACCUGGACUGGGAAGCUCAGCCCCGAAGCCGCCGCCGGGCUUCACAGGAAUCCCCCUCAACAGCAACGUGGUGGAGCCUGCAGUCAGCCUACCCCCCAAAAUGCCGACUAAUGGCUAUUUGGUGCCGGACGACUUCCAGCAGAGAAACCUGGAGCUCAUCAAGUCUAUUAAAAAGUACCUCCACCAUGACGAGUCCAGUUUCAACCAGUUCAAAAAUUAUUCGGCUCAGUUUAGACAGGGCGUGAUCUCAGCGGCUCAGUACCACCGCAACUGCAAGGACCUGCUGGGCGACAACUUCAACAGCAUCUUCAACGAGCUGCUGGUCCUGCUGCCGGACACCGGCAAGCAGCAGGAGCUGCUGACCGCCCACGCCGACCGCAAGGCGCAGGAGAAGCAAUCCGGCGCCAGCGGGGGGAAGAAGAACAAGAACAAGAAGACCGCCUGGGAGACGCCCGCCACGGCGGCCGAGCUGGACUGCCAGGUGUGUCCCACCUGCCGACAGGUUCUGGCCCCAAAGGACUUCAACUCCCACAAGACCCUGCACAUCACCGAAAGCGAGGAGUUCCCCUCCUUGCAGUCCAUCAGCCGCAUCAUCAGCUAGCCCCUUCACCCCCCCCCCUGUCAGUUUAUGUCCGUUUGCCAUUGCCGGGCAACAUUUCAGCUGCCGUGCUGUGAAGGCGUUGCAGAUGCCAGCGGGCGACAGCAGCAGCCAGUUUACCGUUUACGCAAACAGAGAGAGCCUGAGGCCUUCCUCUGAUGCAGAUUGUAUAGAUGGGUCGGUCCAAAUGGUUUUCCACUUGGAUCCGCUUCCUUUGAGGAUGUCUCCAACCGGCACUCACUGAGAGUGUCUGUAAUCAAAACUGUGACGAUGAUGAUGAUGAUAAUAAUAAUAAUAAUGGAGGAACUGGGUUCCUGUCUAAGAAAGAAAUUCAAAUAAUUUACUUUUUUUUUUUUUUACGUUGCUUUUUUGCUUUUAUGUAAACAGAGAACUGCACUUUGUCUUGGUGACAUGAGUCAAUGUGAGCAUGCAUGGCAGCGGUGCUGCUUGGUUGAACAACUAGGCAAUUCAGUUCCAGUAAUUAACAUCAUAUUUAUUUAAAUACAACAGAUUGAUUGCUUAGGGGUUUUUUUGCUGCUUAAUUCAGAGGGUGGUCUGCCAGCUCAUGGUGCAAGGAUUUUCUUUUUGUCAUGAUGUGACAGAAAAUAAGCUGCUUCUGACAUUGGAACAAAUUUCUGUUCAUAUUUAAAGUGUUAUGAAUUUUUUUUUUAACAUUCACACUCAUUCCGUUCGUAUCCCCGUCCCGUAAUCUUGGCAUGAUCAUCACCAGGGCCGUUGUACUGUACAAGGCUUCACCUUCAACCCUCUGCUUCUCCUUAAGAAUCACUGGGCAAUGAGACUGACGUCAUUCAAUUUCAAUCCCAGCUUUAAACUAUUGCACGUUUUACUAUAAUUUGAAGAAACAUAACCUCCAUCAAAGCACUUUAAUGUGUCGACACAAGUGCCAGCGCUCAUUUCUGUUUCGAGGUUUCUGGUUUUGCCCGGAAGUCGUACAUCAGUGCACUGUUUUCCAUCCACUUCCAAUAAAGCUGAUCGCAUUGUA